AUGGGCCUCAUCCUGCUCAUUGCCAUUCCAAUCCUGAUGCAGGCGCCGUCUGCGAGCCGGGCCCACUACGAGAUGAUGGGCACCUGCCGCAUGAUCUGCGACCCCUACAGUGCCAGCAGCGUGGCUGCUGGGCCCUCCAGCCAUUCUGGGGGCACCGCCGCCCUGGAGGCCCUGCAGGAGCUGAGCGCCAACCCGCCGUCUCCCCUGCCACCAUUUUUCCAGGGUCCCAAGGGCGAUCCUGGCCGCCCGGGCAAGCCGGGGCCAAGAGGGGCCCCUGGGGAACCAGGGCCGCCGGGCCCUAGGGGUCCCCCCGGAGUGAGGGGUGAUUCGGGGAAGCCAGGACUGCCAGGCCUAUCGAUGUCCCGAAUCGGACCACCAGGAGCAGCGACUACAGUUGGAGUAGCCGGAUCAGGCGUGAGUGGCAGUAGCAGCCCACCGCCAGGAGGCGAGGUAACUGGCGCGCUGAGUGCUGCCUUCAGUGGCCCCAGAAUCGCCUUCUAUGUGGGCCUGAAGAGCCCCCACGAGGGCUAUGAAGUGCUCAAAUUCGACGAUGUGGUGACCAACCUGGGCAACCACUAUGAGCCCAGCACGGGGAAGUUCACCUGUCAGGUGCGCGGCAUCUACUUCUUCACCUACCACAUCCUUAUGCGCGGCGGUGAUGGCACCAGCAUGUGGGCAGACCUCUGCAAGAAUGGGCAGGUGCGAGCUAGUGCCAUCGCUCAGGACGCAGACCAGAAUUAUGACUACGCCAGCAACAGUGUCGUGCUUCACCUGGACUCGGGAGAUGAAGUCUAUGUCAAACUGGAUGGAGGCAAAGCCCAUGGAGGCAACAACAAUAAAUACAGCACUUUCUCUGGCUUUCUUUUAUAUCCUGAUUGA
Python bivittatus (Burmese python) is the source of this 879-nucleotide messenger RNA. NCBI's taxonomy places the organism in Eukaryota, Metazoa, Chordata, Lepidosauria, Squamata, Pythonidae. The record is from RefSeq and is a predicted model, not a curated record.